UAUUCGCGUCACUGUCAAUUUCUGACAUAGUCAAAACACCGAAAAUGUCCUUGUACGCAUUAAAAACUUCGCUCGCUUUGCCGGCAUUGUCCAACACUAGAACAAUUUACAACCGUUGCAGGAUCGGAAACCGGGAUUGGGUGGGAUUUGGAGUCAAUGGCAUGGCAAAUUACAAGGACGAUGCUCAUUAUCCAUUUCCUGCUGUAAGGUUUAAGGAGAACACUAGGGAUAUAUGUGCUCUUAGAGAGAAAGAGAAAGGCGACUGGAAACUCCUGUGCUGCGAGGAGAAGAAGGCGCUAUACCGAGCCUCGUUCUGCCAGACGUUCGCCGAGUUCCAACACCCCACGGGCCAGUGGAAGUUUAUCCUGGGGUUCGUGCUAAUUGGCGUCUCCUUCUCCUUCUGGGCCAUUAUGUUCAACCAUUAUUACGUAUGGGACCCUCUCCCUCCUUCGUUGUCGAAAGAGUCGCAGAAGGCGCAGUUGCGAAGGAUACUUGAGCUACGAGUGAACCCUAUAGACGGCAUAUCGUCUAAGUGGGACUAUGAUUACGACCGGUGGAAGUAAUUACACGUACAGAAGAAUAUUGAAGUCACAAUGAAAACAUUACACGUCCAGGCCCAUUUCUAAUAGUUACGGAUUUACUUAUACAUAUUACAUCGAGCGAAGAAGCGCUCUUAUUUAUUAUUUUAUUUCAUUAAAGUAUUAUUUUUUUA
Molecule: messenger RNA, 712 nt
Organism: Manduca sexta (tobacco hornworm)
Lineage: Eukaryota; Metazoa; Arthropoda; Insecta; Lepidoptera; Sphingidae
Product: cytochrome c oxidase subunit 4 isoform 1, mitochondrial
Exons: 4
Coding region: 45-563 (172 amino acids)
Biological process (GO): mitochondrial electron transport, cytochrome c to oxygen
Source: RefSeq, a predicted model, not a curated record